Zasmidium cellare ATCC 36951 is the source of this 720-nucleotide messenger RNA. RefSeq lists its product as uncharacterized. The coding region runs from base 1 to 720 and encodes 239 amino acids. NCBI's taxonomy places the organism in Eukaryota, Fungi, Ascomycota, Dothideomycetes, Mycosphaerellales, Mycosphaerellaceae. The record is from RefSeq and is a predicted model, not a curated record. The transcript has a single exon.
AUGGCCCAUACCCCGAAAUACACCGAACUGGAGAGCGAGCACGACGAUCGACAAGCGUUCAACUGUCUCCUGCCGCCACACAGUGCUCAAACAUUCGCAACGUACGCCGACUUCGAGAUCCACUACACCCAAACGCACACCAACCGCUGCCGGGAAUGUAACAAGAACUUUCCCAGCGACCAUUUCCUGGACUUGCAUCUGACAGAGAACCACGACCCCAUCGUCGCCACCAGACGCGACAACGGCGAGAAAACGUACGUGUGUUUUGUCGAAGGCUGUGACAAGGUCUGCCAGGAUUGGAAAAAGCGGAGAAAUCAUCUCGUCGACAAACAUGGCUUUCCCAGGAACUAUAACUUCUUCAUCGUGAAUGAUGGGAUCGAUGGACGGUACAGCAUGUUGCGGCGGGGUGUUGAUGAGAAUGGUCAUAGGAAGAGUAGCAGGGAGCGUGGGAGGCGAGACUCGAGUGCAACGGUCACGACUCAGACGACUGAUGCAACCUCGUUGAGCUUGGCUAGUGAUUCGGUCGUGGAGGAGGAAAGUGAACGGGCUAGACCGAAGGCGUCGAUACCCAAGACGAGGUCUGAGAAGAAGGUGAUGCCGGCGAAGAGUAAGGAGGUCUCGGUGGAUGCUGUGACAAAGUCCAUGUCGUCUUUGCAGUUCGUGCCUCGAAGCGUGACCUUUGGGAAGAAGAAAGGGAAGUCGGGGUUCGCCAAACAGUGA